CGACGAACAUAUUCAUUUUUUUUUUCCUUUCUAUUUCAUUCAAUGAUAUUUUUGUUUUUCAUAUUUCAUGUAGCAUUAAUUAUGCUAAAUAUGUAGAACUUUGAUCCAUUAUGUGCGUUAAUCAGCCCUAAUUCAUAAUUGUAAAGUAGCGCACUUUCCAUGGCAAGUAAAUUUGACAGUUGAAGCUCAGCCCUAAGCCCUAAUGUGAACUGUGGAGUAGGCUUAAGGGAAAACCGGAUUACGUCAUAUCGGGAUUGGUGAUUGGAUUUGAUUUGAGGAAGCAUAUAGAUUAGAGUUUUUAGUUUUUCUGUUUUCACCUCCUAUGGCUUCACUUCAGUUCCUCCUUCGCCCAUCCUCCAAUCCCAAUCUUCUCGCUUUACCCUCCAGAUGUCGAUCGGUUCGAUGUGCCGACGAACGCCAGGCGCUGUUUAACCGCAUUGCUCCUGUUUACGACAAUCUGAAUGAUUUCUUGAGUUUGGGGCAGCACCGGAUAUGGAAAAGAAUGGCGGUAUCAUGGAGCGGGGCCAAGAGGGGAGACAAUGUGUUGGAUUUGUGUUGUGGAAGUGGGGAUUUGGCAUUUCUACUAUCAGAAAGAGUUGGGUCUGAUGGCAAGGUGGAUUGAGGGCAAUGCAAUUGAGUUGCCUUUUUAUGACUGUUCUUUUGAUGCCAUUACCAUGCGUUAUGGGCUACGAAAUGUGUUAGCUAAAUGCAAGGCCAUGCAAGAGUUGUUUUGAGUCUUGAAACCAGGUUCUCUUUCUACAAUCACUCUAUUUUGUUCUUGUGAGAGUGUGGAGAUAAGGGAUUUGGCGAAACUUGUUCUGUUAUUUGAUAUGAUUUGUCAUUUUUUUUCUAAAAAUUUCAGGGUCAAGGGUAUCCAUCCUCAAUUUCAAUAAAAACACUAAAUCAUUUAUUACAUCAAUUCAGGUAUUGUUUAGAU
Molecule: messenger RNA, 937 nt
Organism: Vitis vinifera (wine grape)
Lineage: Eukaryota; Viridiplantae; Streptophyta; Magnoliopsida; Vitales; Vitaceae
Product: 2-phytyl-1,4-beta-naphthoquinone methyltransferase, chloroplastic
Exons: 4
Coding region: 323-622 (99 amino acids)
Molecular function (GO): methyltransferase activity
Source: RefSeq, a predicted model, not a curated record